AUGGCAAAUUUAAUCAGAAUUCGGAAACUUCACUCACUCUUACUAUUCACAGCUUAAAUUUGCAUUUCGAUGCUUUCCAAAAAUUAAAUAAAAAAUAUACAUAUAAAAAUUUUCAUACGUAACGAAAGGAGCUAUCGCAAAAAUUCUAAAUUUGAUUGAAUAACUGUUUUGGACGACCGAUUUGGCUAAUAACUUCUGUGGCAAUGAACUCAAAUCCGAAGAUGCGAAAAAUACUACAAGUGGCCGAACAAGUACAACAACCCUUACAUGUGCCGUUCAUUGUGGGGAAUCAGUGUUAUGUUAUAACGCAACAGGAUGUGCGUAGAAUUGAGGACUCGAGGUUUUUCUCUUAUAAUAAGGUGAAUACAAGAGGCGAACUGCUGCCAAUGGAUACGAGCGAAGUCAGAUGCAACGAUUUACUGACCAACAUGCAAUCACAGUGUAAACAACCGUUUGAUACCAACAAUCAAUUGGAUAUGGGAAUGUUGUCUGAGUUGCUUGCUCGUGUCUACAAUGUUAGUGCUGAACUACAAAAACAACAACAACAACAACAACAACAACAAGCUGCCCAACUAGCAAUACAAAAUUUCCAGUCGAAUAAUCAACAACAUAUCAUACCAACUAUGACUGUAACACCAACAACAAACUCAGGACUUACAUCGGAAUCAGCAACUCUGCAACAACAGUUGGACUGGGCGAAGGCCUGCAACACAAUGCUAACGCCGACGACAAUGUAUCCGUUGCACCAAACUUCUGCCACAUCAACAACGGAGAUUGCGCCAUCGCGCUGCGAAUCGGAAAGAACAUCUAAGAGAGGCCAGUGUUGCUCGCGUGGCUGCAAUACUAUUGUUUUGGAUACAAGUUUGCAGUCUCCACAAAGGAGUUCCUCCCGUUCGGCUACUUGUCUGUGCGCACGUCAACAAGCGAAGCAAAGAAAAAUGGCACAAUUUAUGAAUUGAUUUUCGUAUGAUCACAGUCAAGAGUCCUAUUUACUUAAUAUUGUCGGUAAAAAAUGUUUUUAUUGUCUGGAUAAUUUUAAAAUUAAAGUUUUUAAUGUUUCAUA
Ceratitis capitata (Mediterranean fruit fly) is the source of this 1063-nucleotide messenger RNA. RefSeq lists its product as uncharacterized. Bases 204 to 959 code for a protein of 251 amino acids. The transcript is spliced from 4 exons. Lineage: Eukaryota; Metazoa; Arthropoda; Insecta; Diptera; Tephritidae. The record is from RefSeq and is a predicted model, not a curated record.